GAAGGCGUGGGCUUAGUCCUUAAUGACGAGAGAAAUAAAAGUUGGACGAAAUUAAUUCGAUUAAAAGAAGGACUUUCUUGGACGGAUACACGGGAAGAAGCGUCUUCGAGGCCGAAGCGAACCAGGACGAGUCACAGAACAACUAAAGGAUCCAUCCUGAGGAGCACUGAGGAUUUUCGUUGAAAAUAAAGACAAAAACAAAGCCACAAAUUCUGUAAAUCUAUCAAUCAGUAAAAUCUCAGGCUCCCCAGGCUCUCGGUUCUCUCGGUGCGUGUCACGUUUUCCAGGCGUCUCCCUGCGCAUGCAAAUGGCGUGUUGUCUGAAGGACGAGCUCCUGUGUUCCAUCUGCCUGAGCAUUUACCAAGACCCGGUGAGUUUCGGCUGCGAGCACUACUUUUGCCGUAAGUGCAUCACGGAGCACUGGAGCAGGCAGGAGCACCACGGCACGCGCGACUGCCCCGAGUGCAGGAGGACCUUCACCGACCCGCUGCUCUCGCCCAGCCUCAAGCUCUCCAACAUCGUGGAGAGGUACUCGGCCUUCCCACUCGACGCCAUCCUCAACGCCCAGAGGAACACAUACCCGUGCAAGGACCACGAGAAGGUCAAGCUGUUCUGCCUCAGCGACAAGAGCCUGGUGUGCUUCUUCUGCGACGAGCCCGCUUUACACGAGCAGCACCAGGUCACCACCAUCGACGAGGCGUAUGAGGAAAUACAGAGGGAGAUGAAAGAACAGCUGAUGGCUCUUCAGGACAGCGAGAGAGGACACACAGAGGCUUUACAGCUGCUGCAGAGGCAGCUGACCGAGACCAAGUCCUCGGCAAAAAGCCUGCGAGCCACGAUCGGCGAGGCGUUCGAGCGUUUGCACCGUUUCCUUCGUGAGAGGCAGAAGAGCAUGCUGGAGGAACUGGAGGCCGACACGGCUCGCACCUUGACCGACAUUGAGCACAAGAUCCAGCGCUACAGCCAGCAGCUCCGCGACGUCAAGGAGGGCAUCCAGAUCCUGCAGGAGAAGCUGAGCGAAACCGGACGCCACGAGUUUCUAGAAGGGGUGGCGCUCACGUCCGAAAGAGAGCAAGUGAUUCGUGGAAGGUAUUGCUGGUGGAAGAUACCAAGAAUAAAAGGCAAAAUACACGAAACCAACCUUACCUACGAAGAUUUUCCGACAUCUAAAUACAUGGGUCCGUUACAGUACACAAUCUGGAAGUCUCUGUUCCAGGAUAUCUGUCCAGUGCCCGCCGCUUUGACCCUUGACCCGUUGACGGCCCACCAGAGGCUGAUCCUGUCUGACGACUGCACCAUAGUGGCGUACGGGAACCUGCACCCGCAGCCUCUGCAGGACUCACCGCGCCGCUUCGAUGUGGAGGUGUCCGUGCUGGGCGCCGAGGGCUUCUGCUCAGGGGUGCACUACUGGGAGGUGAUGGUUUCGGAGAAGACCCAGUGGAUGAUCGGCGUGGCCAACGAGACGGUCAGCCGCAAGGGCAGCAUCCAGAUCAGCCCGAGCCGCGGCUUCUACUGCAUCGUCAUGCACGACGGCAACCAGUACAGCGCCUGCACCGAGCCCUGGACCCGCCUCAACGUCAAAAGCAAGCUGGAGAAAGUGGGCGUGUACCUAGACUACCCCAAAGGCCUGCUGGUCUUCUAUAAUGCAGACGACAUGUCCUGGCUCUACACGUACCGAGAGAAGUUCCUCGUCAAGCUGUUCCCGUACUUCAGCCCCGGACAGAGCCAUGCCAACGGAAAGAACGUGCAGCCUUUACGGAUCAACACCGUGCGACUAUAGGCUGUCCAAGCCAACCUUCAGUCUUCGAAAGACCAAUAGUGUUUUUUUUUUUUCUUCUUCUUUUCCUUUCGUCUUUUUUCGGGUGCUCCGGGUGCGUUUUUAAGUUCUGGCUCAAAAACACCAGACGUGCUUUACAGCACCGUGACCUCUCAAAUAUUUUUCUCAAUUCUAGCUUUCGACAGCGCGGUGCGUCGGAAACGACGAUGGAAUAUUCUGGCACAUUUCUGAUGCGACGUGUCCUCUGUGGGCUUUUUCUACAUUCAUUCAGUGUUUCUGGUCAUUUGUAAUCGUGCCGUGGCCCUCUCGCUCUCCCAGCUGCCUCUCUCUCUCUCUCUCUCUCACACACACACACACACACACACACACACACACACACACACACACACACACACACACACAAACUGCUCAGAGUCAUAUCCUGUCAGCCUCUAGAGGCCAAGUGCUCACUCUCGGCCCUCUUCUUCUCUGAGAGAGAGAGAUUCUGUUGUAUUGCAGCUCAAGAUGUGAAGACAUGUCGCUUUUUAUUCAUUGUGCAAUCAGCUUUUGCGUGUUCUGUGGAAUGUCCUGUCCUGUCCUGUAUACCACUAUUCUUUUCUUUUUUAUAAUUUUUUAUCUUGUGCAUUUCUUGGUGAUUUAAUGAGAUUUUGUGUGUGUGUUUUAUUGUAAAGACUCUUCUUCUCUUCCGUUCCCCGCCCUGAUGUGAACAGCAUGUCUUCUGCUGCUCAGGUGACCUUUAUCCAGCAGUAAUUGCAGUGUGCUCGAGUGUGCGGGUGCGUGGGUGUUUGAGGUGACUCUGUUUCAUGACCACGACGCCGCAGGACGAACAAACUCGUGUCACCUGUCCGUUACGUAAGGAAUAAAACACAACAGCGUUACCACCCAGAAGAGGAACAUUUCGGUAUAACAGCACAGCCUGUGGUGUUUUAUUCCUCUUAUACCACAGCCAGCAUUUACAGUUCAAUUUAUCCGUUCAUAGUUACGUCGAAUGUUGUGGAACGUCUGUGAAACAGGUUCUCACCUACGUUAAAGCAGCAUCCCCCCCCCCCCCCCCGUUCUCUUUGAGUCGAUUAAAAACAAGAAACCACAAAAAGAGUAACUUCCUCUGUUUUCCGCUGCAUGCAACUGGAGACUGUGUCAGUAAAAUGUUAAAUAACUGUGUAAUUACAGAAAACUACCAUAUCGACGCUUACCUUUAAUCAGUCUUAGGUUUUGUUCAGAUCUUCCUCCGUACAAGUCCCUGUGAAAUGAGCUGUUACUAUGGAAACGAUAACGGUUAACAUAAACCCGCACUCUUAUUUAGAGAGCAUUCUGACCAAUCAGAAUCGAGAAUUCACCACGGCUGCGGUAUAAAACACGAUGUCGUCUCGUCUCGUUCACAUCUUUCAACGUGUAUUCUAUUCGCUUUCGUUUCUUAUAUUCCUUUAUUCCAAGUCACGCUGUGGUUCCUCUGGACGUCUCACUGGGACGGUCAGUGUGUUAAAACAAGCAAGGGCUGUUACUGCAUCGUGCCAUCUGUCAACUCGAGCACGUUUAACGAGGCAGAAAUGGUGCGAGGCAGUUGCUUCAUUUUGCAAAUUCACACUCAAUCCAUUCCAUGUUUUUUUUUUU
Messenger RNA from Ictalurus furcatus (blue catfish), 3388 nucleotides. Its product is annotated as E3 ubiquitin-protein ligase TRIM62. The coding region runs from base 302 to 1780 and encodes 492 amino acids. Gene Ontology annotation, molecular function: protein binding; zinc ion binding. The transcript is spliced from 7 exons. Gene Ontology annotation, biological process: innate immune response; positive regulation of canonical NF-kappaB signal transduction. NCBI's taxonomy places the organism in Eukaryota, Metazoa, Chordata, Actinopteri, Siluriformes, Ictaluridae. The record is from RefSeq and is a predicted model, not a curated record.